Messenger RNA from Magallana angulata, 2198 nucleotides. RefSeq lists its product as uncharacterized. Gene Ontology annotation, molecular function: diphthine-ammonia ligase activity. NCBI's taxonomy places the organism in Eukaryota, Metazoa, Mollusca, Bivalvia, Ostreida, Ostreidae. The transcript has 17 exons. The record is from RefSeq and is a predicted model, not a curated record. Gene Ontology annotation, biological process: protein histidyl modification to diphthamide. Bases 89 to 2143 code for a protein of 684 amino acids.
GAAAACACGUGUGACACAGUUUGUAAACAAACAAUGUGAUUCAAUGUCAAAAACUGUUUAAAACAUCGAGAAAGGGGUAAAGAUAAGGAUGAGGGUUGUGGCUCUUGUUAGCGGUGGGAAAGACAGCUGCUACAACAUGAUGCAGUGUGUUAUCGAGGGACACCAAAUAGUUACCCUUGCUAACCUAAGACCAGAAAUGAAAGAUGAACUUGAUAGCUACAUGUUUCAAACAGUUGGACACCAUGGUAUAGACUUGUAUGCAGAAGCUAUGGGUCUCCCCUUAUACAGACAUACUAUCCAAGGUUCAUCAAAGUCAAUAGACAAAGAUUACACAAUUACAGAAAACGAUGAAGUUGAAGAUUUAUUCCAGCUGCUUAAAAAAGUGAAGGAGGAGUGUGAUGUUGAUGCAGUAUCUGUGGGAGCUAUUUUGUCAGAUUAUCAGCGAGUGAGGGUAGAACACGUGUGUCAGAGACUUGGACUUACCUCCCUGGCCUACCUGUGGAGAAGAGACCAAGAGGAACUACUCAAGGAAAUGAUUGACUCACAGCUGACAGCAGUUCUAAUCAAAGUUGCCUCCCUUGGUUUAGAACCUAAACACCUAGGAAGAACUCUAUCAGAAAUGCACCCUUAUUUACAGAAAAUGAAAGACAAGUACCAGCUGAAUGUGUGUGGAGAGGGAGGGGAAUACGAGACCUUUACUCUGGACUGCCCUCUAUUCAGGAAAAGAAUUGUGUUAGAUGAAGUUGAGUCUAUCAUCCACUCUGAUGAUGCUUUUGCCCCUGUAGCCUACCUGAAUAUUAAAAGAGCUCAUCUAGAAGAUAAGAAGGUGGAUGAUCAGAAUACCAGUAUGUUAGACAGAAUUAAAAAUCUUCCAAUGUUACAAAGCUCCCAGCUUCAUUCCUCCCUCCAGCUGGAGGAUAGGAUCACUGAAGAUCCAGAGCCAGCCUGUGUCAGAGAUGGUAACCCCCACCCCCUAGCAGAUGAAGAGGACUGGUGCUCAGUAUUUUGUGAUGGAGACCAUGUGUGGAUAACUGGACUCUAUGGAUUUCAUACAGAAUCUGGCAACCUGGCAGAAAUCACCACCCAAACUAUGAACAAACUCAAAGAGGCCUUGGAAAACCUGCCAGCUGGUCCAUGUGACAUGAGUUGUAUUGCCAUGGUGUGUCUCUAUGUACAGGAUAUGUCCAUGUUUUCUGCAGUUAAUUCUGUCUACAGGACUUACUUUGGCAUUAACCCUCCUGCAAGAAUAUGUGUGGAAGCAGCAUUGCCCCCUAAUGUUGCUCUUCAGAUUGACUGCUACUGCAACAAGUCUCUCCCAGACAGACAGACAAUGCAUGUCCAGGGACUCUCCCACUGGGCCCCUGCAAACAUAGGCCCUUACAGCCAGUGUGUUCAGGUCAAGAAUAAACUGUAUGUAGCUGGACAGAUAGCCAUGUGUCCUGCAAACCUUUCCAUCAUUAGGGGAGGAAUAGUUCCACAAGCUCGACUUUCCCUUCGCCAUGUUAAGAGGAUAUUAGAGGCAAUGCGUUGUGGGAUGGAUAAAAUAACUACAGUUGUUUGUUAUGUGACUAACAACAGCUAUGUACAGACAGCUCAAAGGGAAUUAGAAGCAUCUAGAGCAUCGAAAGAGACAGAGGAAGAGUUUGGAGUGGAGAAAAUAAGUAGCAUGCCCCCUGUAACCAUGUAUGUAAUUGUUCCAAGUUUACCCAAAGCUGCUCUGAUAGAAUGGCAGGUCAUGGCUAGGAAUGAUCUCUGUGAUAUAAAUGUUAAAGAGUGGACACAUAAUUCUCAAAUGGGCUUGUUCAGAUGUUCUCAUAGAUUUCUUUAUACAGAUGUAGAAGUCAUUUCUUGUGCAAUAUCAAUUGUUGGAAGCAUAGAAUCAGUGGGAGAUUCAUUAACAAAGGAAGUGUGUGAGUGUUUAGCUAAGCUCCUGUGCCAGGCCUCUGAAUCGCUGCCCAACACUGUAACAUCAAGGUUCCCUCUGAGGAUCUUCUUCUGUCCUAGUCAACUCAAUACCAAUGAGCUUCAUCAAACUAUCAACCAUGACCUUGACCUUUCAUUGUCAAAGUCAAAGAUCCCAGUUGUGUUGGUUCCGGUUUUACAGCUUUCGUCACCUGACCUAAUACUUGCAGCAUGUUCAUGACAGAGAGCUAACAAUUUAACUUGUAUUGAUACUUAGCAAUAAAUUAUUCACUUUU